Messenger RNA from Pseudogymnoascus destructans, 5656 nucleotides. RefSeq lists its product as uncharacterized. Bases 284 to 5656 code for a protein of 1790 amino acids. Gene Ontology annotation, molecular function: chitin synthase activity; ATP binding; cytoskeletal motor activity. The transcript has 3 exons. Lineage: Eukaryota; Fungi; Ascomycota; Leotiomycetes; Thelebolales; Thelebolaceae. The record is from RefSeq and is a predicted model, not a curated record. Gene Ontology annotation, cellular component: myosin complex; cell septum; cell periphery.
CCACCACUACCACCACUACCACCACUACCACCACUACCACCACUACCCUCCCUAACCCUUCCUUCCUUUUCCUCGACAAGAAAAUCUUCCACCUAAACCGACAGUUCAAUCUCUCUCCAUGGGCCUUCGCCAGCAAUAAACCGGCUGCCAGCAAGCAAGACUCUGACCUGGCCGCGCGAGUGUCCGCACAACCACCAUCACCUCACUCCCUCGCCAGACGACUACAACACUCCCUCGCCAGACGACUACAACACUCCCUCGCCAGACGACUACAACAACCACCAUGACAAACAACAACCGCCACUCCAUCAUGUCCCUCGGCUCCAUGGGCGGCGCCAUACGAGGCCCCCCCCGCAACUCACCCGGCCAGCAGUCCUCCCAGGUCUCCACGACCACCCUGCUCAACGCCCUCCACAACACCUACACCUCGUCCCAGCCCUACCAGCUGGAUGCCAGCACGAGCCUCGUGGUCAACACCUGGCUGACGGCUACGCAGGUCGAUCAUAAUGGCGGGUCCGGCGGGGUUGUGGACGCCGCUCUGGCGGCGAGAGCCUGGGAGCAUGCCAGGAGACGGGCGGAGGAUGGGUGUAUCAUGCUCGGAUACCUCCACGAAUCCGCCCCCUCCGUCAUCGUCCCUUUCCUCUCCACCCUCCCCCUCAAGAUGCCCGCAUCACUCUACACGGCCCUCAACGUCCUCCGCCCCUUCACCCACGCCGUGACGCCCCAAAACGGGUCCACGCCCCUCCACUCCGCCCUCGGCGUCACCCUCACCCUGACCCUCGACGGGCACCUCACCGGCGCCGCGCUCGCCCUGUCCCGGGGCGGCAUCGACACCGCGCGCGGCCUGCUCAAUGUCCCCGCCGCCCCGGGCCACCGCGCCUUCGACGUCUUCUACUACCUCCUCACCUCCGCCUCCACGGCUGCCGAGCGGGAGUUCCUCGGUCUCAAGGCCCCGUCCACGUAUGCCCUGCUCUCGCGCUCGGGCACGUACGAUCCGCCUCCCUACGUCCCUACUGCUGAUGACUCGGCGGCGGCGGAGGACUUCCGCGCGGGUCUCAAGGAGAUCGGGAUUAAGGGCUCCGCGCACCGGAAUCUGCUCUCUAUGCUUAUCGGGAUCUUGAAGCUGGGCGAUUCGCUGAGCUUCAACCUCGAUGGCGAUGCGCUCGAGGAGGUCUGCGAGGAUAUUGGAGGCUUGCUUGGGCUUGACCCGGAACUGCUGGCUUCGAAGUGCUCGACUGCGGAGAGGGAGACGUUAGUCGGCGCACUGUACGAGGCGGUGGUGGAUUGGGUGGUUUCCAGGGCGAACUCGGCCAUUGCGUCUGAGAUGCUGAGGAUUAGGAAUGUGGAUGACUCGAGUGAUGGCGAGAGGACGCCAGGCACAGACGAGGAUAGCGGGGAUACGGUGUGCAUCACCGUUCUCGAGGUGCCGGGCGUGGCGCUCGGCAAGGCCGCGGCGAUGAGGGGUGUGUUUGACGACACCCAAGGCAUCAACGCCGAGAUGAAGGAGGACGGCGUGGAUAUCGUCGCUGCUGGAUCCUCGGUGCUCCGCGAGAUGGAGAAUGCCGUCUCGGAAGUCGGACCGGAGCUAGGCAUCAUGACCGGGCCCCCCGGCCGGGACCGCGAGCACGCCCGCGACCGCCGCGAGGCCGUCCUCGAGAAAGUCGGUCGCGAAGGCGAGGAAGACGGUUUCCUGAAGACCAUCAUCUUCCCCGUCGAUGGCGAGGGCGUCAACCUCGGCCGCCAGGGCCGCCUCGACCUCACCACCGUCCUCGGCAGCAGCAGGGUCUGGUACCACCUCUCCCUGCACCCCGUGGACGACGCGCCCGCCUCCCUCGUCUCCCUCCCCUCCACCACCUCCGCCUGGUCCGCAGGCACCAUGUCGCGCCAGCUGCGCGCGUGGCGCCUGCCCGAGUGGGCGAACCGACGCACGAAGAACCUGGAUUUCACGGCCGAUUUCGACCAUGAUGAGUUCGCGGUCCGCUACGCCUCGCUCGGAUGCAAGGAUGGCCGCGAUGGCGUCGAGUCCUGGGUCCUGGAGCGGGGGUGGACGAACGGCGAGGUCGUCGUGGGGCGCGAGCGCGUGUGGAUGCGUGAGGGCGCUUGGUGGGAGGCGGAGAGUAUGUUUGAUCUCACCCCUACCCAGGCGGGUGGCGAGUACGGCGUCCUUGGCGACCUGCUGGGUGCUGGGGGGUUCGAGUCGGGAUACCCGGCUGGGGGGAACGAUGCGAGUGGGUUCUUCAAUGCCGCGCCUUCCGAGCUGCAUCACCAGGAUAGCAGGGAGGGGUUCCUGCAGCCGGGUGAUGGCGGGGCGAGGGCCAAGAGCGUGUUUGGCGCGCAGUCGAAGGCGCCGACGCGGGCCCAGGGCGCGGGGGAUUAUGGGCUGGGAUUCAAGGGGGAUAACACGCAGGGGCAUGUGGAUUAUGACAAUGAGCUGGGCGAGUUUGUGGAUAAUCUCGAUCCGGAGCUGGCGAAUCCCCGGGCGGUCGUGACGGAUAAGGUUACGUUCAGUCGCAGGCUGUGGGUGGGCAUCGUGUGGGCGCUUACGUUCUGGAUUCCCUCGUUCAUGCUGCGCCAUGUUGGGCGCAUGAAGCGGCCCGAUGUGCGCAUGGCGUGGCGCGAGAAGGUGGUGUUGGUUUUCAUCAUCUUCCUCAUCAACGGCAUCAUCGUCUUCUACAUUGUGGUGUUUGGGCGGCUGCUGUGUCCGAACUUCGACAAGGUCUGGGACACGGCGAACGUCGCGACGCAUCAGGGGGAUAAUGAUUUCUGGGUCAGCAUCCAUGGCAAGGUGUAUGAUAUCUCGAAUUUCUGGAAGCAGGAUCAUGGGACGACGUCGAGGCCGGUGCGGAGCUCGGAUAUGGGACAGCUGAGGGGGCUGAAUCUGGAUGCGUAUUUCAUGCCGCCGUUGACGUUUUCGUGCCCGGAUGUCGUUACCGAUCCGUUGGUUUAUGUUAUGCAGAAUGGUACGCAGUCAGCGUUCAGCUGGGCGCUGCAUGAUUCUGGACCGUUCAGGGAUAGCUCUACCACGGAUAAGAUGCACCUUCAGGACUGGUACCAGGCGACGUUCCUGCCGCGCAUGAAGGAGUACUACAAGGGCCACCUCGUCACCAAGGCGGACUUAGUCAAGUCGGAUGGCUCGGAUAAUAGCCAUUACUGGUUCAUCAUCGACGGCGCCAUCUACGAUCUCAACAACUACUUCUACACCCUCCAUACGAUGGGCGGCCAAGCCCUCUACGACUACCUCAACCCCGGCUUCUCGACCAUGGUCAAGAACAACCCGGGCCAAGACCUAACCGGCGCGUACGCCCAGCUCCUCGCCACAGCCACCAGCGACGCCGAGAGCACCUCCAUCAAGAACAGCUUCAACUGCGUCAAGAACACCUUCUACAUCGGCAUCCCCGAUUUCCGCUGGACCCCACGCUGUCAAGCUAACAACUACAUCCUCCUCGCCUUCACCAUCAUCCUGUGCAUGGUCAUUGGUGUCAAGUUCCUGGCUGCGCUGCAGUUCGGGUCGAAGCGAAGGCCGGCGGCGCAGGAUAAAUUCGUUGUUUGCCAGGUUCCCGCGUAUACGGAAGGCGAGGAGUCGCUGCGCAAGGCGCUUGAUUCGUUGACGGCGCUGCAGUAUGAUAAUAAGCGCAAGCUCCUCUGUGUUAUCUGCGACGGCAUGAUUGUCGGUGGUGGCAACGACCGCCCCACCCCGAAGAUCGUCCUAGACAUCCUAGGCGUGGACCCGAAGAUCGACCCCCCCGCCCUCCCCUUCCACUCCGUCGGCCAAAGCGGCGAGCAGCUCAACUACGGCAAAGUGUACUCCGGCCUGUACGAGUUCGAGGGCAACGUCGUCCCCUACCUCGUCAUCGUCAAAGUCGGCAAGGAAUCCGAGCAAUCCAAAUCCAAGCCCGGCAACCGCGGCAAGCGCGACUCCCAAAUCCUGCUCAUGAGCUUCCUCAACCGCGUGCACCACCGCUCCCCCAUGAACCCGCUCGAGCUCGAGAUGUUCCACCAGAUCAACAACAUCAUCGGCGUCGACCCGGAGCUGUACGAGUACCUGUUCAUGGUUGAUGCGGAUACGAGCGUGAGGGAGGAUUCGCUGAAUCGCCUCGUCGCGGCGUGCGCGAAUGAUGCGAGGAUUGCGGGGGUGUGUGGGGAGACGAGUUUGGAGAAUGAGGAGAAGAGCUGGUGGACGAUGAUUCAGGUCUAUGAGUACUUUAUUUCGCAUCAUUUGGCGAAGGCGUUUGAGUCGCUGUUUGGGAGUGUUACUUGUUUGCCUGGAUGUUUCACCAUGUACCGCCUCCGCACCGCUGACAAAGGUAAGCCCCUCCUCAUCUCCGACGCCAUCGUCAGCGAAUACGCCGACUGCGACGUCGACACGCUCCACAAGAAGAACCUCCUCUCCCUCGGCGAGGACCGCUUCCUCACCACCCUAAUGACCAAGCACUUCCCCUACAUGUCGUACAAAUUCAUCCCCGACGCCUACGCCAGCACCGCCGCACCCGACACCUGGUCCGUGCUCCUGUCCCAGCGUCGUCGCUGGAUCAACUCUACGAUCCAUAAUCUGGCCGAGCUGGUGCGUCUCAGGGAGAUGUGCGGAUUCUGCUGCUUCAGUAUGCGUUUCGUCGUCUUUAUCGAUCUUUUCGGAACCAUUAUCUUGCCCGCCACGUGCGUGUACCUGGUCUAUCUCAUCACGACCGUCGCGCUCGGGAAAUCCCAAUUCCCGCUCAUCUCCAUCAUCAUGAUCGCCUGCGUCUACGGUUUACAAGCCAUUAUCUUCAUCCUCAAGCGGCAGUGGCAGCACAUCGGCUGGAUGAUCAUCUACAUCCUCGCCUUCCCCAUCUACUCCUUCGUGCUCCCCGUCUACUCCUUCUGGAACCAGGACAACUUCACCUGGGGCUCCACGCGCAUCGUCAUCGGCGAGUCCGGGGAUAAACGCCUCGUCGCCAUCGAUGAUGAUGGCUUCGACCCGCGCUCUAUCCCGCUGCAGCGCUGGGACGAUUACGCAGCUGCCAACGCCCUACCGGGGCGCCGCGCGGCGGGGUUGGAGAAGUUGGAGAAUCCGUAUGAUGAUGCUUAUGAGAUGGAUGAUUUCCGCUCUGUGUACUCGUCUGUCAAACCCGCUUCGACCAUGGGCUUUGGAGGCGGUGGGGGGGUGCCGGGGCGGCGUUUCAUCCCGCCGCCCCUCCCGUCGCCGUAUGGAGCGGGGCAGCAGGGGCAGGUUAGUAGACAAUCUGUCUUCUCGACAUCGCCGUAUGCGGAUCAGCCACAGCAGGUGACGAGGCGGCCUAGUAUGCUUUCCCUCGGCUCGCCGAUGGAGAAUCCCUAUGCGGCCGGGGGGGCGCGACCGAACACGAUUCACGUCUCCACCCUUCCUUCAUCCGAAAACCUACUCGGGGGGAUGGGUUCCCCAUCUCCCGGUCCUGGUGCUAGGGGGAACAGAAACACGAUAGGUUACCCGAUGGGUGGUGCAGGCCCCGCACCGGGUGGACCGAGCGAUGAAGCGGUUGUUGAGGCGAUAAGGGCGUGUUUGGCGGAUGUGGAUCUGGAUACUGUGACGAAGAAGCAGGUUAGGGCGCUGGUGGAGCAGAGACUCGGGGGGGGCGUUGGGGGGGUGGAUAGGAGGGCGUUUGUGGAUCGGGCUAUUGAUGGGGAGUUGGCUAAUAUGUAG